CUACAUCAGUGUUCAUGCCACUCGCAAAGCAAGCGGUUGUCUGUUGCUCCGCCAAUCUCUCUGACGUACAAUUCUGGUUUGGAGCUGUCCUUAUAAUACUCGCGUGUGAAAUGGACUUGAUAUACUUCCACAUACUAAACGCUAUGGAUAUAGAACUUUAGUGUGAAAGAUUCAGUGUUUUAGUGCUUGAAAAACAAGGCCUUGGAUGUUCAGAACGUUUCGGGAUUUCUCCAUUCAUUUGUGGCGUGUUUUGAAAAUAGAACCGCUAGUGUGCCAAGCGUAGCAUUCGCUCAGUGUAAACAGAAAACAUAUGAUUCGCGCGCAUUUUAAAAUGUGAACCAAUUAGUGUUCGAAAUUCAAAAUUCAUUUACAUAUAACAUUUUGUGAAGAACAAAUUGGAAUAGUUUUAAAAAUAUUUUGUAAUGAGAAUGUGUGUGUUCUAUAUUUGAAUUUGAAAUCUUAAAAUGGCGUCGAAUUAAGACUAAUGUGUUUAUAAUUGUUUGUGACGCUUGACAAUGAUAUUGUGAUUUAUUGGGAUUGUUGAUAAUUAUUAUUUGGAGAGCGUUUAUCUAUUGAAAAUGAAUUCGAACCGCCCAUUUUUCGGAUCCCACUCCGACACUUCAGCAAUUAAUAUUAAGAAUAUGGUGACAGAUCUCUUCACUCAGAUGCGAGAGCCGUCCCCCGGGGCGCCCAGCCCCAAGGGAUCCAACUCCUCGCUGACCAACGGCGCGGUGACCAGGAACAUUGGCUUCCAACAACAGAACACCGAAUUGCCUUGGAGUAGCCCGGCUAUAUCUCUGCCUGGGAACUGUAAUUCUAAUUUGACCAGUGAGACUCAGAACCCGAUGGCUCGCACGAUCAGCAACGCGUCUGCGCUGACAUCGCUCUGCGCCGACCUCUCAGCUUCAGACUCACACUUCUUUGAGGUCUUAUACAUCGGAAAGGUGAGGAUAUCUCAGCGCAAAGUUCCUGAGUCCUUGAUCGACGAUGCUUUGAACAAAUUCGCUCAACAUGAAGCUGAAAAAGCUUUGAAACAGAGGCGGCAUAGCUUGCUGUCUUCUACUGGGACAUCAAUAUACAGUUCAGAUUCUAAAGAGAACCUAGAAGAUGAAACAACACCACCACACGAGCGUUUUGCCAACAACAGCAAGAAGAUUCUAACACCCAGCACCACUCCUUUAGAACCCGACAAAGCCUGGGCAAGUGCUGAAACUCUUAGCACAACACGCAGCAAACCAGACACGAAGAAAAUAGACGAAGAAUUCGAUAUGUUCACUAAAGAACGAGCAGAAACAAUAAUUAAAAAGCCAACACAAACACCACUUGAACCUAGUGUCUUAGUUCUAAAUGUACCUAAAAAUAAUUUGGACACCGUCAAAGAAGAAGACAAAUCAGAUAUUUACUCUGUUAUAUCAGAAACGGCGUCUUCUAUCAAUGAGUUCUGUUUAAAAACCAAAAUUGAGAAUUCCAAAAUUGAUGCGAAAGACCCAGAUCCGUUUUUGGAUAAAGCUUCUCAGAAUCAGAAGGGUCGUGAGGAUAGUCCAACUCCGAUGAACUUUCAAGAGAUUAGUCGGAAGCCGGUGGUGACUGAGAGAAAGACGUUGAAUGAGAAUAAGCCGUUUUUGAGGGAUCGGUCAGCUUCUAUUGGAACUAUUAAUCAGAAAACUCCUAUUGCUCAGCUGAUUGGGGAACAAAAUAGGACUAUGCUAUUUCAAGUUGGUCGCGCAGAACUUCGUCUAAUAAGCCCUGAUAGAAAGCAGAUCCUUCUCCACCGAGGGUUCAAAGACGUGGCCUCUUGUGUCCUCGGGAGGAUCAAUAAGGAACACUUUGGCUUUGUAUGCAGAGAGACCAAUGAUACGUACGCGUGUUAUGUCUUCAAGUGUGAGAGCGAUUCUGUGGCUUUGGAGCUUAUUAAUGCCAUAAAACAAGCGUUCGUAGCUCACGCAGAGCUACUGAAGAAAUCCCGAGAGAAGUCACCAAACAUGACAUGUGAACACUGUCCUAUGUUGUGGUAUCAUCGCCUGUGCCAUGAUAUUGAAGGCAUGAACGACAAGAAGACCCACGCCUUCAUCCUCCGCCGCAUAGAACAGCUACCUGAAGAUGAGCAGGAUCUCAUAGUGACCAAGUACCAGGGAGGCACCAACCAUAUGUAUGAGACGGGUGAGCACAAUGCAUUUCUGAUGAUGUUGCUGCGCGCGCAUUGCGAAGCCAAGCAGACACGACAUGUGCACGACACCGCUGAGAAUAGAUCGGAGUUCCUAAACCAAUACCUAGGUGGCAGCACUAUAUUCUCAAAAGCUAGACGUUCGAUAUCCAGUAGUUUUGAUCUACUGAAACGCAAAGCCAGCAGGGAUGAGGGUGUUGUGCCUCCUAUUAUAAAGAAGGAAACAUCGCCUCUAUCAACUCCGGUACCGAUUGUGUUGGACACGGCAUCAGAGCCAGCGAAUCAGGAGUUACUGUCUCCUGAAGUCGUGAGGAGCAAAAGUCUGUCGCCAGCUGUGUUGGAAGAAGCGACACCAUCACCUCGGUCCAACAUGACUCCCACUCCUGAAGAGAGCGAGGAUACUGCUGACACUCCGGUCAACUCGCCCAUGAUGGAUAUUUUCCUGAAAGUGAGCGACAAUCGGCCCGCGCCAGUGGAAGCCGGCAGCGAGAACGAAGCUACUUGGAGACAGGCCAUAUACGAGAAAAUUGUACAGCCUGACGUGCAGGUUGAAGGCGAGUUAACUUCAAUGCGCAAACCGUCAGGGCCUAAAGGAAAGAGAACAAAAGAGGAGUUGAGAAGACUAUGGAAGAUGGCUAUAGACCAGACCAUACUGCUGGUCAGGAUGGAGAAGGAGAACGCUAGGCUGAGAGAAAGUGAAGAAUCAUCAGCGGUCCGUAGAAUAAAACUGGAAUAUACAGAACUGGGUGUAUGUGAUGCUGGAGUGAGUCUCAUGUGGGAUUCCUUACUAUCCCGGGACCCUUCACAGCCAAUGGCGAAGGUUGACAGGCAUAUGCUGACUCAGGCUGUGAUUCAAGGAGUCCCCCGCAUGUCCCGCGGCGGCGUGUGGUACUUCCUGGCGGAGCAGGCGUGUCUGCGCUCGGCGCCGCCCGACACUGCCACGUGUCCGCUGUACCACACGCCUUACUCUGUACUGUUGGCGGGGUUGACGAAACAUCAGCAUGCUAUACUGAUUGAUUUGGGUCGCACAUUCCCAAAACACUCGUACUUCGCAUCAGCAUUGGGUCCUGGACAGCUGGCGUUAUACAAUCUACUGAAAGCUUACUCUCUGUUAGACCCUGAUGUGGGGUACUGUCAGGGUCUGAGCUUCGUGGCUGGGGUGCUGUUGCUUCAUAUGGAAGAGGCAGAAGCAUUCAUACUGUUACGUCACUUGAUGUUCAGAAGAGGUCUUAGAAAGCAAUACUUACCAGAUAUGAGCGCUCUGCAAGUUCAGCUCUACCAACUGUCCCGUCUGCUCCGUGACCACGAACCAGAUCUUCACGCAAAGUUAGAAGCCCUGGACAUCUCCCCGGCGCUGUAUGCAGCUCCCUGGAUGUUGACGCUCUUCACCAGUCAGUUCCCACUGGGAUUUGUCGUCAGGGUCUUUGACCUGAUAUUCCUAGAAUCUCUAGACAUAGUAUUCUCUGUGUCUCUGGCUCUGCUGUCAGCUCACAAAGACGGGCUGAUGCUGUGUGAGAGCUGCGAGGAAGCUGCGGAGUACCUCAAGCAUAAGCUGCCUGAUAUGAACCGAGGGUUCUAUGAGAAGGUUAUGAAGAAGGUCCUAUCACUAGACAUAAGUCGUCAACUCUGUGACUACGCAGUAGAAUACGCGGUACUUCGGGAAGAGAUGCCGCGACUAGCCGCCCUUACUGAGGAGAAUAGACUACUGAUCGACGAUAAGAAUAGAUUGGGAGAAGAGCUUGAUGAAGCCAUGGACGCCAUUACAAAUUACCAGAAAACGCAAACACGCUUAGAAACACAGAACAAAUCCUUAGAACAACAGUUAACCUUGCUAAGCCGCUACAUUUCCGCUCACCACAAACAAGACAUACCAAUAGAAAUCAAGAAAAUCGUCCAAAACCACAGCAAGAAGCUAUCCUUCAAAAUCUUCUCCACGAAAUUCUCCAACGACCAACCAGAGCCUGAAGACCCGAGGAAGAAUUUCAAGACAGGGAUAAGCUCGCCGAAUUUAUUCGCGAAAAUACGCGAGGAUUCUCCAAAAGAUAUAGAGCAUGAACGAAGACAGUUUAUGAUGAAGAAAUCGCAGUCAGUCCAUUCUGGUCUGAUAGCUAAUAUGAAGAAUUACCAACUCAAAGUACUAGAUGAGAAAAAUGAGAACCACAAAACAGAAAAUAUCACAGACAGUUUGAAGGAACUAGGCAAGAAGAAUUCUGGGUUCUUUGCAAGCACACACGAGCAGAUACGUCAAGAAAGGCUCUUUGAGCAUCAACUCAAAAAUAACUUUGAUGAGAAUUUGCGAAAGUUGGACGAAAAAUUGAAUGAGAAGUUAAACCCUACAUCGUAUAUAGAUGAUUUGAGCAUAUUUCAGAGUAGAAAAAGUAUGUCUUUGAAUUUACAGCAAGGGAAAGAUGGUAAAGUAGGGGAUAGUGGGUUCGUUACCCCGUUGAGUCCAGACGAGAAGAAAGAAGAUUCCUGUUCCACUAUUUCUCAUCCUUUAAGUGAUGUGGAUGUGGACAUAAAGUUUGACGGACAGUCGACUAAGCUAAAACAGAUUAGACCUAUUAAACAUGUUGUUAGUGACAAAUCGUAGUACUUGCCUAAAUUAUUUUGAAAUAAAGAAUUUGUAUAGAAAUGAAAUUAUAUCUUCAUUUGUCUAGCCUUUUCCCAACUAUGUUGGGGUCGACUACCAGUCUAAUGAUGAGUUCCUCCGUGUUUCGGAAGGCACGUUAAAUUGGUGGGUCCUGGCUGUCAUUUGAACAUCUUUGGCAGUCGUGUCGGGAAGUCAGAAACCAAGUCUGGCAACCAGUUUUAGAAAGGGGUAAAGGGUUAUCCAGGUCACUGGGUUGAGGAGGUCGGCAAUCACUCUAUGUAGCACACUGGUACUCAACUGCAUACGGUUCGACUGGCAGCCGACCCCAACAUAAUUUGGGAAAAGGGUUCGGGAGAUCAUGAAAAGAUUAAAAUUCGUUUCUAUACGGGUUCCAUAUUCUCAUACAUAAUUAAUUUGUAGUGUAGGCUGAAUAUUAUUAAAUGCGCAACGUGGAUUAAGAUAAUACUAGCUGCUUCCCGCGGUUUCAUCUGCGUCCCGAGGGAACAACUUUCCGCACUUGAAUAAAAAGUAGAUCAAUAUUGUUGAUUUCUAUAUGAGUUAUAGUACUUUUUUCACUAAAAACAACUGUCGAGUCGAUUUUGAUAAAAUUUUAGGAAAAUCGUGGACGAAAAUGGUGAAAUCGCGGUUUAAAAUUAAAAAUAUAUAUAUAGAAAUUAAAUACGAUGGUCUGUGUUCAUAGCAUAGGAUAUAUACCACACGUUAUUUAUUCUAUAGAAUAACGUUGACUUGCACCAUUUAACUAUAACGAUAACCAAACCAUAACCAUAUACUUGUCGCCCAUUGGUCACAUCGGCGAUUUGACUACUGAAAAUGGUUCGGUUAUCGUUAUAGUUAAAUGGUGCAAUUCACCUUAAGUAUUAUAUUUCUGCGAAAAAGAGAUAGCACUAUGUAUGUAGCGCGCUGUUUCACUCACACUGUGAUGGCAAAAACACAUGUUCUCGCUUUAAGCUUUUAGUUAAUAACUGUAUAGUAAAAUACAUUAGAUUAAAUAAAUAUAAUAAUUAAGAAUUGGUAUUAUAAGCUGGCAUAAUUAUCGGAUGUUUUAUUGUCAAGGUAUUAUCGACUUUGUCUUCUUUGAAAUUGAGUCUAAAAUUAUUUAACACAACUAUGAAAUGAAUAAUAUCGAAGUUACUACAUGGAAAAGCAUAACUUUUAAGAUGUUUUAUUUUAAGAAAAGUGGGUGAUCCAAAUGUUUUUAUUUCAAAUAGGCCUUUGCAGGCUCCUGUGAAGCGUCACACUAGUUACACGGUUCAAAAAAGUUGGUGUCAUGGAGAAGAGCCGGCAAGAAACUUCAUAAAUGUAAAUUUAUGUGCAAAUUGUCACAUGUAUUCACCCGCUUUCGUGAGAUAAAAUACCUUUAAUUGAAUAUAGACUCUAUCUCAAUAGUGUUAGUGUCGAUAAUAAUUUGACAGUAAAACAUUUUCGCUACGAUUUGCCCGUUCGCCGGCCGUCACUCACAAAGUUCCCAUAAAGCACCAAUAAAUAAAUUAAUUAAGUAAUAAAUAAAAGUAAAAUAAUAAUAAUCUAUAUUUGUUGCACAAGAUAUUUAUAAUUAUUUUUAUUGUAUAAAAAGACAGUGAGCACUGUAUAUGUUUAUAGAAAUAUAUAAUAAUAAAUGCAAGUAAGUGUCAGUUUAUAAAUCGGCCGUAAAUAGUAUUGAGUAUUAAGUUAAUUUGAUAAUAAUGAUGACUUUGAGUACGUACCCGCAGAAAGAAAACUUAUAGUUGGCCGAUAGUUUGUUUGGGCUCAUAAAUCAGUAUGAAGAUGAAUGGUAGUACGCACAUUGCAAAGAUCAGGUAUUUACCUGGUAUCAGACAGACUGAAAACUUUGAUUUGUCAAGAUUUUCUUUAAAAAACAAUUGCUAUCCAUUGGGUUAACUGUUGGCCGACUAUUUACUAUUAGUGUAUAUUUUAAUCUUACUUGCAUAUUGUCUUGCAGAUAUUAUUUUUUACAAAAAAAGUAUUACCUUACUUUUGUAUUCCGCCGAAGUUGGGUAAAAAAGAGAUUUCUUGCUCUCAGUGUUCAAUAAGGAAGGCCAAAGAAUGCUCUUUUAUUGAAUUCACUUCCAAAAAUCAGGUCUUAAGAUAUUUUUUAUGUAUUACGAAUUAUUAUAAAUUGCUCAAAAUUUUUACUUUUUUAUUAUAAUAAAAUUAUAAAUAAGCGUAAUAAUUACUUACGUAAGGACACUGAAAUUACGUUCUGGCUUAAAUAUAGUGAAAUAUUGUGAUUUAUUUUAUAAAUAUUAAAAAUAAAUGAUUAAUAGUUGAUA
Molecule: messenger RNA, 7045 nt
Organism: Helicoverpa zea (corn earworm)
Lineage: Eukaryota; Metazoa; Arthropoda; Insecta; Lepidoptera; Noctuidae
Gene: plx
Product: TBC1 domain family member 1
Exons: 23
Coding region: 579-4754 (1391 amino acids)
Source: RefSeq, a predicted model, not a curated record